Messenger RNA from Colletotrichum lupini, 228 nucleotides. RefSeq names its product FluG domain-containing protein. Lineage: Eukaryota; Fungi; Ascomycota; Sordariomycetes; Glomerellales; Glomerellaceae. The transcript has 2 exons. The record is from RefSeq and is a predicted model, not a curated record. The annotation marks the transcript as partial.
GAAAUAGCCGGGCGGGGAUGUCUAAAAGCCUUAUAUUAUAAGGAUAUACUUAUAAUAAUUAUUUGCUAUUUAGUAACGGGACGAGCCGUAUUAGUAAUAGCUAUUAAGUUUAUUUAUUAUAGAAAAGCUAAUAAUAAACUAAGACCGACUAUUUUCUUUUUUAUACUUAUAAAAAGGUUUAUGUUUUAUACCGUUAGUACUAUUAUUACUCUAGCGCUCUAUAACUAA